Molecule: messenger RNA, 900 nt
Organism: Synchiropus splendidus (mandarinfish)
Lineage: Eukaryota; Metazoa; Chordata; Actinopteri; Syngnathiformes; Callionymidae
Exons: 4
Coding region: 68-766 (232 amino acids)
Source: RefSeq, a predicted model, not a curated record
GACUGCUGCACACACACUCAAACCCUCCUCUUACUCAUCCUCACACACACGUCCUGAAGCAGAGAAGAUGACCCGUCUCAGUCUGCUGGUCCUCAGUCUUGCAGCCCUGCUGGGACCCGGACUCGCCGUGGAUGUGGGCAUUUUGAACAAUGUAGUGGACCAGCUCCUGAACAGGUUCAAGCCCAACUUCCCCAACACCAACAAUGCUCCCACCUUCACUCUGGCUGUGAAGGUCCCUCAGGGCUCUCAGCCUGGACAGUACAACGUGAAUCAAGUACCAGAUACCUCUGAUUCGGUGAAGAACGUGAUCCUUAAUAGUUGUGACAUCUACUCCAGCUCUAGUCUGGUGGCUGCAACUGUGCUGAAACCUGUGGAUGGCCACUACUGCCAGACCCAGCCUCCCGUCAUUGGUCACUCAGAGUACCGAGUCCUCCAGAGGUUCAACCUGCAGGCCCAGGGUCAAGAGCUGAUGGUGUUCUACUGCUCCACCUCUCCCUGCAACGGAAUCUGCACCAAUGAUCGCAACUCGUACAACAUCCUCCAGCUAAUCAAGAGGAUCAAUGCGUGGGCCAACCGGGCACUGGUCUUCACCAAAAUCUUCAAGCCUCCGAACCGUGGACCCCUGACUCCUGCUGAGAUGACAACGUCUCUGAAGAACCUUGGGGCCUCCAUUGGACUCUCUAACAUCUACCGCUGCAGCGGGGGUCAGUGCCAACGCUGCUUCAACAACGAUCUGGCAGUGAGGUUCUGUAUCGCAGACAACUAGAGUAACCUCUCAGUGAACCCGGUAUUCAAGUCCUUCUCUUGUCGAGUCUCUGCAGAAGUAAUCCAACCAAAGUGCUUGCUCAGUAUCUCUGUUUGUCUGCCAUAUUUGUUUCCUAAUUAAAGCACUCAGCAUCA